Molecule: messenger RNA, 1254 nt
Organism: Lodderomyces parapsilosis
Lineage: Eukaryota; Fungi; Ascomycota; Pichiomycetes; Serinales; Debaryomycetaceae
Exons: 1
Coding region: 1-1254 (417 amino acids)
Biological process (GO): regulation of alternative mRNA splicing, via spliceosome; mRNA cis splicing, via spliceosome
Cellular component (GO): catalytic step 2 spliceosome; U2 snRNP; U2-type prespliceosome
Molecular function (GO): RNA binding
Source: RefSeq, a predicted model, not a curated record
AUGACAUCAGCUGUGCCUGAAGAUAUACAAAUUCCUCCAAAAGAGAUCGAGGACGUCAUUGAAAAGUCUAUUCUGUACAUCCAAAAGAAUGGCAAAUCUUUUGAAGAAAGAUUAUUGAAGAAUAACCGAAACAAUCAAUUUGACUUUUUGAAACCAGAUAACAAGUUCCACCAAUACUAUUUAUGGGCCUUAAAGUCAUACUCACGCUCUGUUGCGAAUGAAAGCGAGGAGAAACAUACAGAAGCUAUCAGCGUUGAUGAUAUUGUAAUACCGAAGCCCAGGGAGUUGAAGUUUUUGAUAGACGACUUCCCUCAUAUAUGUGAGCGAGAUUUACAAAUCAUUAGGACAACGGCGAUGUAUAUUGCUGUCAACGGCGAGGAUAAGAUCAAGAAGCUUUUGAAACAUGAACAGGAUUUAGGUCAUCAUGCCCAAUUCGACUUCCUUAAGCCGCAACAUUCGUUGUAUGCUCUAUUUCAAACGUAUGUUACCCAAUAUAAAGUGAUCAAGGAUUCCAUUUCAAACCAAUCAAGCCCUAUGGAAAAUGAACUAGCAAAUAGUUUGAAUGACAUAAAGAGGGACCCGUUCUCAAUUUUAACUAAAGCAUAUGAUAGGGCACAAUAUUAUAAGCAACAUAAAGUUCGCAGAAAGAGACAAGAUGAGCAAGUCCUACAAAAGAGAAUUCAUUUUGCACUGAUUGAUUGGCAAGACUUUUCUAUAGUUGAGCUUGUGAAAUUUGAUGAAAUCGACAUGGUCAAAGAGUUGAGCGCACCGUUGAGCCUAGUGGAGUUGCAGAAGCGGUCUCUUACUGCAAAAAGUCGGGAUAUUCAACUUCCUACAUCAAAACCAAGUCUUUUAAAACCGAACCAACUUGCAGAAGAUGUUGUGGAGAAGACAUCUGAAGAUGUUGCAGAGCAACCCAACACUAGCAGUGUGACUCCCGCUCCAUUCAAGGGAAUGAAGAUUAAGGCAGCUGGAACAACAAGAUUGAAACGUGGGUCGUCGACCAGAGAUGUAUCGAAAAAGGCAGUUUCAAAUGAAAAAAUCAAAUGUCCAGUGACAGGAAAGUUGAUCCCGGCCACGGAGUUUGACGAUCAUUUAAGGGCUGUAUUGAGGGACCCGUCUUAUAAGCAGCAACAAGAAAACUAUCUACGAAAGAAUUUCAGCUACGAGUCUAACAUUACCACCGACCAGGCAUUUGAAAAUAUCAAGCGAUUGAUGAGAAAAAGACAUACAGAGGAGCACGAUAGUGUAUAG